Molecule: messenger RNA, 449 nt
Organism: Mucor mucedo
Lineage: Eukaryota; Fungi; Mucoromycota; Mucoromycetes; Mucorales; Mucoraceae
Exons: 2
Coding region: 90-449 (119 amino acids)
Source: RefSeq, a predicted model, not a curated record
CGGAAGUUUUUUUUCAUCAUUAUUAUUCACAGUAUAUUUCCAUUUUACUAUUUCAUCUCUUUACAUACUUUCUUCUUCCUUACAAAUAUAUGGAUGCUCUAAAGAAAGAAGACGGGGUGGUGAUCAUGGUAACGGAAGGAGAAGGUGGUGGCGGUAUGGUAGAACUGGGAGGAGGAUUACCAGCGUUACCCCCUAGACCUGUGAUUCCACAACGUCAAAUCAAUGCCACCAUGUCAGUGACCAACCCCUUACGAGUGCCUAACGUUCAUCAACAAGCGGUGGAAACCCAACUUAGUUUACCUUCCGGUAGUGAUUUAGGAGUUGUAGGAAAAAUCGGCGUUUACCAAUUAGCACACACUUCAGGUUCUCAUCCUUCAUCAUCACCAAUACACUAUUUUUGGAUCUAUUCUAUGAUUGCAUUGAUUUUUAUUUUUGUCAUAAAGAAAUAA